AUGGUUACGACUAACAUCGUUCCUGGGGAAGGCAUUGACAACAAUUUUGUAUUGGGAAGCUCGCUUUAUGAUACAGUUUCACGAAUGAGAAAAUACAAGGAGCCUUUGAAGAUAUCCUAUAGUUCCAAAGCCUACCUCGACACGCCCAUUUUGGUAACUUUACCUAACUUGGCGGUUCGCCUCAUGUUCCACAGCUCAGGCAACCAAGAACUUAUGCUCAUCGAAGUGUUAGAUUUUUCCCAUAGCAAAUUGUGUUACAAGGGAACGUACUUGAACGAUAUUGUGUACACAUACCCCUCAGACGAGGAACUCUACACGAAUGGUCAAAAUAUUGCCAGAAAGAAACAAGUUCUGCCGUGCACACUUAAACACAUUUACAACAAAGUCUUUGGGCCGACUUUCCCUGGUAUUUUGGACUGGAAACGCAAAACGUAUAUCCUCAGCUAUCCAGGCAUCGCCUUCCGCUUUUCUAUAAACCUGGCGGACUUGUUGGGUCGCGUUCUGAAAUUGACAGAUAGCAAUGAUAUUUUGUCUGCCUUGACGAACUGGGAUCAACCUACUGAUAUUCUUUGCCAAUCGUUAUCAAUUUAUAAAGGUGAGAGCUAUCCCGAAUUCCAUCAAAGGCUAAGACUUCUUCUGAGAUCAAAUCUAGUAAAUUACGAACCAAAAGUAUCAGAAAUUACCGUGAAAAACGUGAAAGUUGAUUUGGAAAGGGGGAUAGCAGAAUUGGAACGCAGUCUUGAUGGGCCAUUACCAGCAGCAGUCCUAACGAUUGGAAGAACCACACAACAGGAUAUCAUCCGGCUUCUUGGUCCCCCAGAUGCUUGCUUUAACAAGUUCGACUCGCGUUUACUGAUACACAAGCACCUCAAGACAAUUGGUGUGUCAUGUGAGAAUCCAGGGUCAGUGUACAAGCUCCACAAUUAUUUCCGCCAUGGUAUCGAUUACUUGUACAAUUUGAAUGCGGCGCACCAAAGUGGUGGCGUAUUAGAGAAAAUAAUCAUUCAUAAUGGCGGGAUAGCCGAGUCCAUGGAUUUUCUACAGUGGAACAAAUGCAACUGGAAAAUCCUGACAGGAACAGAAUCUCCUUCAGUUGUGGAUUCUUCGAUGUACUUCAGCGAUUUCGGUUCCGAUUUUUUGGAAAAAGUGGAUAAAAACAAGACUGGACCUGUCUUAUUGAAUAGGAAUGAGUCUGAGAUAGUCAGUGGAGAUGAUAUGGAAUUCGUGGAAUUACCAGAGAUCGAACGUUUACUGAUAAAUCUGCUCAGCCUGGAUAGCUGUGAAAAUUACAAAACAUGGGGACAGCUGAAGCUAUACGGAUUUGACAGGUGCAUCUUCGAAGUCGUGAGCACUAAUAACUGUGUUUCUAUUGUUACUGUCUACUAA
Messenger RNA from Clavispora lusitaniae ATCC 42720, 1386 nucleotides. RefSeq lists its product as uncharacterized. Gene Ontology annotation, cellular component: trans-Golgi network. The record is from RefSeq and is a predicted model, not a curated record. Lineage: Eukaryota; Fungi; Ascomycota; Pichiomycetes; Serinales; Metschnikowiaceae. Gene Ontology annotation, biological process: Golgi to plasma membrane protein transport.